AUGAAUGAGAACCUUUCUAUGCAAAAUAGUAUUUAUGAUGAGAAUCUAUUUAAUCGUCUGAAGAAAGACCUGGAAUGCAAAUUCCCUGGCAAUCUUCAGAUAACAGGGGAGGGCACCCCUCAGAGUACAGGCUGGUUUGAAGUGACCAUCGAUGGAAAAUUGGUGCAUUCAAAAAAGAAUGGUGAUGGGUAUGUGGAUAGUGAUGCAAAGCUGUCCAAAAUUGUGGAAGCAAUCAAAGCUGCUUUAAAGCUCUGAGAGAGAUGGAUGUUUAUAUUCUUGCAGGAGGCUAAACCCUCAUCUCUGUUCUCCUCAGUGGAUCACUUAAUGAUGGUGGUGUUCUCAGUGCACAAGGGUGCAUGGAUACCCCCUGAUGAAUUGUGUGAAGCUGAUGUGGCUGGAGAUUAUUUGGUGUUUGUGCUACUGCCUUGAAAGGAUUUUUUUCUUGUUUACAUUUUGUUUGUCCCCCUCAUGACCAGGUUACACUUCUACAUUUUUAUGUUUACACACAAAUGCAAAGCAGUUAUGGGGGAUGCAUGCCCAAAUACAGUUUAACAACCCUUCAGUUUUAUUUCAGAUUAAAAAAUACAGUGAUUUUUUUUAUAAUGGGCUUGGGUGGCUUUGAAGUUUUGCUAUGCUCUACUUGAAACCCUCUUUGUAUUUUUCAUCUGAAACAUUACCCCUGUGUAGAUCUGACCCUUUGGAAUAAGCCACUAUAUAUGCUUUGCAAUAUUAUAGCAUUACAUUAAGACAGUACAAUAAGAAAAUAGAGGGUUUUUUUGGGUGCGAGGGUGCUUAUUAAAGGUUGAGAGACUGGGUACUCCUUCAUAUCAGUUUUUUGUCAUUUUAAAUCAUGCAUUCUGACCAAACAACAAAGAUCUUAAAGUCAUGAGGGUCUUAUUGGGCAAAGUCUUGGGCUCUUUAAACUUUCUAAUUGAUUCAGUCUUGCUCUGUUAUCACAAUUCUAAAUAAAAAGUAA
Messenger RNA from Polypterus senegalus (gray bichir), 976 nucleotides. It is a transcript of the gene selenow1, whose product is annotated as selenoprotein W, 1. Gene Ontology annotation, biological process: response to selenium ion. Gene Ontology annotation, cellular component: cytosol. The transcript is spliced from 5 exons. Lineage: Eukaryota; Metazoa; Chordata; Cladistia; Polypteriformes; Polypteridae. Bases 1 to 255 code for a protein of 84 amino acids. The record is from RefSeq and is a predicted model, not a curated record.